GCGGAAUAUAGUGUGAGUUUGUGUAACUAUCGCUGGUGAUCGACGCAAGAUGGCAGGUCCGUCGUCACCGACGACACCAAGCAGCCCCUUUGACGACUCUGCUGCCGUCGUUCAGUCCAUGCUCACUGGCUUUGCAGCUGGAGGCGCCGCUGGAGGAAGCUGGGGUGCACUGCUUGCCGUGGUACGAGGUGAACCGGUGGCCUUCUACGCUGCCUCAGUUGGGGCCAACGUUGCGGUUGUGUCUGCAGCAUACGUGACUUUCCACGAAAUCAUCGCAAAGCGGCGCGGCAAGCGAGAUCUGACCAGCUACGUCCUUCCUGGAACCAUUACUGGUGGAGGUCUACUCGGGCUUGUGGGCUCACCAAUUCGUGCCGUCCAAGGCGCCGCAGCGGGGUCAGCCCUCGGGGCAGGUGUCUUCUUCGGUUUGAAAUACUUUGACGAGUGGCGGCAAGCCACGGCCAUUGAGCGGUACAUCGCAAAGUACGGACCGGACGCGAUUCACGACCUGCCGUCGCAUGCUGCAGCCUCCUCGACUCCGUUCCAGGCCCCUGCAAUCAGCAGCAUCGGGUUGCAAGGGCUGAUUCCGUCCUUCGUUGACAUUCCCGAAGACGAAAUCGAAGCUCGUAUUCAAGCCCGCCUCCAACAACUUCUUCAAGAUGACAUUGCCACCAAAACUGGCCCAGAGUAAUGCACUCCACAGAGAAAACGUCGUCGUUUCCAUCUCACGACACCGAAUGCUCGAAAGUACAUCAACAGCACGACCACGGCGACACAUUAUUAGGAGGUUGAGUUCACAUUGUCAGGGCAGGUCGCCUGCAAGCCCCCGAGACGUGCGGCCACCACGUCACCCACCUCCACAUUUUGACUUCGCCUAAGUCGCAGCAAGCAUUUGAUUCACA
Messenger RNA from Aphanomyces invadans, 899 nucleotides. RefSeq lists its product as hypothetical. The record is from RefSeq and is a predicted model, not a curated record. The coding region runs from base 50 to 688 and encodes 212 amino acids. The transcript has 2 exons. NCBI's taxonomy places the organism in Eukaryota, Oomycota, Saprolegniomycetes, Saprolegniales, Verrucalvaceae.